This is a messenger RNA of Priapulus caudatus, 1476 nucleotides long. RefSeq names its product GRAM domain-containing protein 1B-like. Gene Ontology annotation, molecular function: sterol transfer activity; sterol binding. The coding region runs from base 336 to 1154 and encodes 272 amino acids. Gene Ontology annotation, biological process: intracellular sterol transport. The record is from RefSeq and is a predicted model, not a curated record. Gene Ontology annotation, cellular component: endoplasmic reticulum-plasma membrane contact site; endoplasmic reticulum membrane; plasma membrane. The transcript has 7 exons. NCBI's taxonomy places the organism in Eukaryota, Metazoa, Priapulida, Priapulimorpha, Priapulimorphida, Priapulidae.
CACAGGUCUUUAAUAGCUCAAACUAUAAAACCAAAUGUGAAGACUUCAAGAAGCUAUUCAAGGAUCAUGUGACUGAAUCCGAACGUCUGCUUGCAGAUUAUUCAUGUGGACUGCUGAAAGACAUAAUCAUUCAUGGGAGGUUAUAUAUUUCACAAAAUUGGGUGUGCUUCCGUGCAAACAUUUUCAAGUGGGAAACUACUGUUAUUAUCAACAUCAAGUCCAUCACGUCCAUCACAAAGGAGAGAACAGCCCGUGUUGUGUCAAAUGCUGUACAGAUAACAACGUCAAGUGAACGUCACAUCUUUCCAUCAAUAAACAACAGAGAUAAGAUUUACAUGAUGCUUUUCCGAAUCUGGCAAAAUUCCUUACUAGAUCAGCCAAUGUCACCACAAGAUCUUUGGUAUUGGAUUCACAAGAACUAUGGUGGUGACCUUGGAUUGACAACUGAGGAUGAGGAUUAUGUGGAGCCAUCUAGCAACAUUCCAGGAACUCAGUAUUUAAUCCAUACGGAUGACUAUGACAGCAGCAGUUGUGACACCCAUAGUAUAAGUGAUUCAGAUACUCUGAAACAUGCUAAAAAAAGGCAGAGAAGAAAGUCAGCAGCAGUCUAUGCCCAGCAUCUGAACGUCGAUGAAGUGACGAUUAAGAAGUCGUUCUCAGUCCCUGAUAUCGUAGUGAAAGUUGCCCUUGAAACUAAGGGAACCGAAAAGAACAACAAUACGAAAUCACCAGCGAAAGGUGGCAAGACUAAGAGUAGUAAAAAUGACACCAGCCAAAAGAACGAACCUGUGAAAGUGCAGAAGAAUAGGACUCACUCAAAUGACAGUACAGAUAGCAGCUCUGAAGGGGAGGACAGUGGCGAUGGGAGUGAUGAUGAUGAUGGGCCAACAUCAUGCACAUGUGAUAAUCACAAUGGGUACAAGCCUAUGGACAUUGACCUUGAUAUAUCUGCUAAGCAGGUGUACGAGAGCAUAUUCACAGAUUCGCCGUGUAUUCGGGACUUUCAUGUCUCUAAGAAAAUGUUUGAUAUUGACAUUGAAGAAUGGAUGCUGCAAGAAGAUGGAAAGCAGCAUCGAACCCUUACCUAUAACCUUCCUGUAAAAACCACACUUGGUGACAAGAUUGCCCACACAAAAGAUAACCAGGUAUAUUAGUCCGGCAGAAUAGGGCAUAUGGUUUGCAUGGAGGUAUAUAGUUUUUCUUACGUUCGUUUUCUUAUGUUCUUGCACCAAAUAAGGCAUUUCUAACAACUGGCAGUUGCUCAGUUGUGGGGAAUUUUAUUUAAUGUAGAUUUAUCCAAAACCGCAUCAUAAACAAUUGAAUUUGGAUUAAAUAAAGCUUAGUGUCCAAUAAUGAGAUGCCAAUGCAUGUAAAAAUUAUAUUAUACCAUCAUUUACAGAUGCAUUUGACAUUUUGAAAUAGUUGUAGACUAAUACAAGCAUAAACGUCUGUGAUUAGGCAUAAAAAUUGGUUUUU